Messenger RNA from Maudiozyma barnettii, 846 nucleotides. RefSeq lists its product as uncharacterized. Gene Ontology annotation, biological process: fungal-type cell wall organization. Gene Ontology annotation, molecular function: structural constituent of cell wall. Lineage: Eukaryota; Fungi; Ascomycota; Saccharomycetes; Saccharomycetales; Saccharomycetaceae. The record is from RefSeq and is a predicted model, not a curated record. The transcript has a single exon. Gene Ontology annotation, cellular component: fungal-type cell wall. The coding region runs from base 1 to 846 and encodes 281 amino acids.
AUGCAAUAUAAGUUUUAUCUCACAAUUACUAUUCUAGUAAGUACAGUUCUGGCUGCCUAUGUCCCAUCUGAACCAUGGUCUACUUUGACUCCAACUUCAACACAUCCAGGCGGACUAUCAUACUAUACUACUUCAUUUGGUAUUGCUAUUGCUUCUGUCAAUGCGGCUGUUGUCCCUAAUGCCUUACACAAAAGAAAUAUUAUUUCUCAAAUAAAUGAUGGUCAAGCUCAGGCACCACGAGUUCCAAAAGUAGGUAUCAUAUCACAAAUAAAUGAUGGCCAAGCCCAAGCACCAAAACAUACUGUCGCAAUAGUGUCUCAAAUUAAUGAUGGUCAAGCUCAAGUGCCUAAAUCUGUCAGAGCAAUCUCACAAAUUGGUGAUGGUCAAAUUCAAGUGCCAACUCAUAUUCCUGUUCCAGUCACUACGAAACCCGUGGUCUCGCAAAUUCAUGAUGGCCAAGUUCAGAUAGCAACUAAAGUUGUUCAUGCUGACCAGGGUGCUCCAACAGGGAGUAUAUAUGGUUCAUCUAACCCUGUGCAUAAUAUUGCUUGUAAAUCUACAGGUACAUUAGCUAUGACAAUUAAAAAUGGAAUUUUAACAGACGCAAAGGGAAGAAUUGGGUCCAUCGUAUCAAACAGACAAUUUCAAUUUGACGGUCCACCACCACAAGCAGGUGCCAUUUAUGCUGGUGGUUGGUCAAUCACACCAGAAGGAAAUCUGGCUCUAGGUAGUCAAGAUGUUUUUUAUCAAUGUCUUUCUGGUAAUUUUUACAACUUAUAUGAUCAGUCCAUUGCCUCUCAAUGUGGUCCAGUUCAUCUACAAGCUGUUGAUCUCAUUGAUUGCUAA